GGCGGCGGCCGCGGCGCUGCGCUGCGCUGCGCUCCCCUCCCCGGCGGCGGCCGGCCUGCGCGUGACGUCACGCCGCGCGUGGCGACGUCACGGCGGCGCCGCAGCGCGGGGGAGGCGGCGCGCGGCACCAUGAGCGCGGAGGACGAGCUGAGCCUGCUGGUCGUCAUCGUUGACACCAACCCGAUCUGGUGGGGGAAGAGGGCGCUGGGAGAAGCUGAGCAGUUCACCCUCUCAAAAUGCCUGGAUGCGGUGAUGGUCCUGGGAAAUUCGCACUUGUUUAUGAACCGUACCAACAGACUGGCUGUCAUAGCGAGUCACACACAAGAAAGUCGUUUCUUGUACCCUGGGAAGCAUUGGACUUUUGCAGAUCUCUUUGGAGAUGGUGGUAGUUUUAUGGAAUCUAAUUGCUCUGGCAGCAAAGAUGGGAAAUACGAAUUGUUAACGGCAAUAAACGAUGCAAUUGCAGAGGAGAUUAAAGACCUCAUGACAAAAACUGACAUGAGGGGCCAGCAAACGGAAACUCUGUUAGCAGGAUCACUUGCUAAAGCACUUUGUUAUAUUAACAAGAUGAGCAAAGAGGUAAAAGGCAAUCAAGAAAUUAAAUCAAGAAUUCUGGUCAUAAAAGCUGCAGAAGACAGUGCACUGCAAUAUAUGAAUUUCAUGAAUGUGAUCUUUGCAGCACAGAAACAGAGCAUUUUGAUUGAUGCCUGUGUCUUGGACUCUGAUUCAGGUCUUCUACAACAGGCUUGUGACAUUACAGGUGGCAUAUACUUGAAAGUGCUCCACAUGCCAUCCCUUCUGCAAUAUUUGCUGUGGGUAUUUCUCCCUGAUCAAGAGCAAAGAUCACAGCUUGUCCUUCCACCCCCCAUUCAUGUUGACUACAGAGCUGCAUGUUUCUGUCAUCGAAAUCUCAUUGAAAUUGGUUAUGUCUGCUCUGUGUGCUUGUCAAUAUUCUGCAACUUCAGUCCUAUCUGUAGUACAUGCGAGACUGCUUUCAAAAUAUCAUUACCGCCUGUCAUGAAAGCUAAGAAGAAGAAAUUAAAGUUAGCUGUAUAACAACAUUAUGUGAAUACACCAUUACCUCCUCCAGUAAUUCCAUGAAAUGGAAUAUAUCUGAGAAAUUGAUGGCACUUUUUAUUGGAUAUGAAAGAGAACUGUAUACAGUGUUAUUGUUUGUUUCUUAGGGAUAAAUAUUUAAAUCAUGUGUUUCCUACACAGCCCUCUAAGUAACAAAUCACUGUAUUAACAUGUAACCUCUGCUUAGUUGUAAAUAGGAACCAGAAUAUACAGCUUGUUUAAGAUACAGACCUUGUGAAGUAGAAGGUAUACUGGCCACUGCAAAGUUUCACGUGUCUGGGUUAAUUUUCAGAGACUGGGAAGCUCUGAUUCUUUCCAGUCAUAUGUUUAUACAAAGGUAAGCAUGAUCAUUCCUGGAGUAUAGGAUCAGAGCUUUAGCAUUGUUAUUCAGGGACUUCAGCUUUCUGUUGGGUUUUGCUGCCAGUUUUGAGGACUGAAACAGGAUCGUUUUUCAAAAUAAAUGAGCCAAAAUUUUCAAGAUGAUCUAGAACCUACCUUCCUUUUGAAAGAUGUUAAUUUAAUUCUCUUGCAUGUGUACGUUCACAUGUUUUCACAUUCUUUUAUUCCCUUUGGCAGUACUGUCUUUGUGAUGCUUUUUUUUCAAUUUGAUAUCUUUUCUUCAGAAUAUAAAUAUUCACUAGAAUAAUAUUGCCUUGUAAUAGAGGUAAUUUUCCUACUGAAGUUUAGAAACAGAAAACUUUUUUUUUCAUCCAUGAAUAAAAAGGACCCUUUUUGUUUAGAGUAGUUUCAACAACUGCAAACUGGGUGAGUAGUCUUUAAGAUUGUAUUUUGAAACUGGAAAACAGAAAAUGUAACACUAUGUAAUAUGACAGCAGACUUUUUUGUUUGUUUGUUUUAAAUAUUUGUAAGUAUCCCAUGGCUUUAUCUCUGGCAUUUGACAGGCUAGAAGGAAGGCUUAUUAUGUAUUUUGGAUUGGUGCUUUUUAUAUGUCAAAAUAUAACGGUAUGCUGCCUAUUUCUUCCAAACGUUGCUUUAGUUAUUAAAAAAAAUCAACUUUUAAAUAACUGCAUAAUUUCAUCCUUUAACCAGUAGCUAAUAACUGAAGUUCUCCUGAAAGGUGUAGGGGGAAUAAUUGUUUCCUACAUAGGAAAAGUUUAUAUAUAUAUUUUUUUAAGGUGUACACAGGAAUUUAUAUAAUGUCUUGCUACUUGCAUCAGGUUUUUGUCUAUGUAAGUGUUGUAAUAAGUGCGAAUCCUUUAUUAGUGCGUUUAACUGCUGAAUGCUGUUUUGUUUGAGGACUGUAUUUAUAAUUUGCUUUGUAUAAAACAUUUGUAAUAAAAACAGCUUUUUUUCCAAGUA
Messenger RNA from Dromaius novaehollandiae (emu), 2397 nucleotides. RefSeq names its product general transcription factor IIH subunit 3 (gene GTF2H3). Lineage: Eukaryota; Metazoa; Chordata; Aves; Casuariiformes; Dromaiidae. Gene Ontology annotation, biological process: nucleotide-excision repair; regulation of DNA-templated transcription. The transcript is spliced from 13 exons. The record is from RefSeq and is a predicted model, not a curated record. Gene Ontology annotation, cellular component: transcription factor TFIIH holo complex; transcription factor TFIIH core complex. Bases 130 to 1056 code for a protein of 308 amino acids.